UCAGACGCCAGGAAACCCAGUAGUUCCAAGUAUCAUGCAUUAUUUCAUUUCGGCGCAAAAGAACAGGUUCAUUGAUUGUGAUGACCACAAUCACAUCACGAAACAUCUUUGCAUCUCAGAUUUACCUUUGAUACUUUACAUUCCAAUAAACGUUCCUGACAAACAGUUGCUGAGCUUCUUACUUAGCAUUAGUAAGUUAAAGAUACAUCCCGCGACAAAGAGAUCGUUCAUAUUAUAAUGAUUAAAGGGGUUAUUUACUGUUGCAAUUUUCUUGAUUUUUUUCCGACAACUUAGUAACUGUUUAUUAAAAAAAUGUCAGCAGCAUCGAUUGAUACAUGUUGUGGGAUAUUUAUAAAAAAUAAAGUUUUGAGAAAACAAUUUUAAAAUAGCGGAUGGGAAUGGCUUGCCCACCGUAAGUCAUUCCCAGAAAAAGCAGAAAAAGUGCUGCCACACGAAAUCUCAAUAACAGUUUAUCCAAAAUCAAAAUUUCACAAAAUUCCAUUAGUAUAUCGUAUUGUUCACGCCACGGUUUUAACAAAAUGUUUACUUUUUCGAGUUGUUAAAUUUUCAAUUUUUUUACUUAAAAAAAUAUAGCAAAACCAAAAAUCCUUAAGUUAACGACUAGCUAUUAUCAUAAUAAAUAAGUGGUAAAAAUUUGGCGUUGAUUGGCUUAGUGGUUUUCCCGUAAUCGUGUCCACCGCGAAGGACUUUCACAAAAACACAAU
Messenger RNA from Hermetia illucens (black soldier fly), 725 nucleotides. RefSeq lists its product as uncharacterized. The transcript has 3 exons. Lineage: Eukaryota; Metazoa; Arthropoda; Insecta; Diptera; Stratiomyidae. The record is from RefSeq and is a predicted model, not a curated record. The coding region runs from base 35 to 238 and encodes 67 amino acids.